AUGGGUCCCUUUAACUCAACAAAGCUGGGAGAAGAGGCUCAACAUAGUGAGUUAUCCUCUGACCCAGAGCAAACAGCUCAGGAUUUACCCAUAAAUUGGUCAUGGCUUCGCAAACACCUUAUUUUGCUGCAAUGUGGCUUUCAUGCUGCCGGCCCAGGAUUUACCAGUGCUGUCCUUAUCCCUGGAGUCCAUGAGAUGGCUGAACAAUACGACGUUUCUCCUCAAAUGGCGACGUACCUCAUAGGCGUCCACGUCCUCUUUCUGGGUGUGGGCCCUUUCCUUUGGAACCCAUUGAUGAGUAUGUAUGGACGUCGACCGGUGCUGAUUGCGAGUAUGUUGUUAUCAUGCCUUGCCGCUCUGGGCGGGGGAUUCGCGAAGACCUACGGUACAUUGAUGACGGCGAGAGUGUUUCAGUCUAUUGGUAUUUCGUCCGGUUUUGUCGUGCCUGGGGUCAUUGUCGUCGAACUUUUCAGCCCCGAAGAACGAGGGAGUAAGAACGGUAUUUGGACGCAAAUGGUGGCCAUAGGAGCACCCUUGGGCGGAAUAAUAGGCGGACCUGUGGUCUACUAUCUGGGUUGGCAGUGGACGAUGUGGCUCAUUGCUAUCAUCAACGGUUCCCAGUUUCUCGGCUUCAUGCUCACCUGUCCGGAGACCUCGUACCGGCAUCGACAGAACUCUGGGUUUGACACAUACCGACCUUCGGAGCUGGUGUGUCUCCCGAAACGGCUCCCCAACCAGCUGAGCAUAAGAACACUCAUCGAGCCCAUCCUUCUCCUACAAAGCCCGCACUUGGCUCUGAUUGCCCUGGCCUACGGGGUCACGUUUGCAAUAACGUCUCCUGGUAUUUCCGUUAUCCUACCCCUUGCGUUGAAGGAGCUUUAUGGAUUCGGUGCGAUCGCACAGGGACUAUUCUUCAUUGGGCCCCUAGUCGGAGUAUUGUUGGGUGAGCGGCUGGGUGGUCCUGGGUGUGACUGGGCCAUGAACCGGGAACGUCGCCGGGCUGCCACCCAUAACGACCGAGAGCGUCUGGAAUCUCGCCUCUUUGUGGGAUUGCCGGGUUAUGUGAUGGUCAUCAUCGGCGUGGUGGUUUUUGGCGUUACGCUGCAGAACCGCACCCAUUGGAUCGCGCCUUGCAUUGGGUUCGCCGUUUCUAAUUUUGGAUUGCAGCUGGUUACAACACCUCUGAAAACUUACUGUGUCGACUGCUACCCGUCCCAUUCGCCAUCAGUGCUCCAGCUGAUCAAUAUCAUCCGCCAGACUGUGUCCUUCACUGUGCCUUUCUGGAGCCCGAACCUAAAUGAGACUGUUGGUUACGGACUAGGCUUUGGGGUCGAGGCCCUCAUUCUAGUGUUUUUUUAUCUGUGCAGCUUGUUGGUCCUUUGGAAAGGUGCAGUCUGGAGACAGUCAGUCCAAGUGAAAGGGCUGAAUGACGACGGGCAGUCUUAG
Arthroderma uncinatum is the source of this 1446-nucleotide messenger RNA. RefSeq lists its product as uncharacterized. Lineage: Eukaryota; Fungi; Ascomycota; Eurotiomycetes; Onygenales; Arthrodermataceae. Gene Ontology annotation, biological process: transmembrane transport. The record is from RefSeq and is a predicted model, not a curated record. Gene Ontology annotation, molecular function: transmembrane transporter activity. The transcript is spliced from 2 exons. The coding region runs from base 1 to 1446 and encodes 481 amino acids.